UUUUACGUGUACUGACAUUCCAAAGCUUCGCAAACUGUAUAGAACUACCAGAAAACGCAUGUCAAUCGUCUUUAAAAACUAUUACCUAUGUUGCAAAUUGUCCAACAAAUACCGAAGAAUACAAUACCGCAGCUCUUCGGAAAGGAUGCAGCAGAUUAAACAAUACCUGUAAUUCAUUUGAAUAUCAUUGUGUUCUUAAUGAAAGGAUGACAAGUCUGUUGGAAGUGUGUGCACCUUCCACAUUUAUUUUGUCCGGAAAGUGUACGGAAUUUAACAAGGAAUGUCAGUGUAUCAGGAAAAGUUACUUUGCAGACUGCUCACAAUUUUCUAAACCAUGCCCAGACGAUUACAACUCAACUACAUCAUUCUUGUAUUCACAGUGUCAUAAAAUGAUAAGCACAACAACAGACAAAAUGACCGAUGCGACAAUAAAAGACAUGCAAACGACAGAACAGCAACCCAAGAGAGUAAUUGAUAGCCCAAUUACUUUGACAACCAUAGUAAUUCCUUUAUCCAUUACGUUAAUAAUCAUCAUCCUCAUAUCAUUUUUCAUCAUUCGAAGAAAGAAAGGAAUGGGCUCAUGUUAUGACGUUUUGUCACCCAGAAGAUCAAAUGUAGACCAGAGAGCCUCAUCCAGACCAUUAUCUGGAGAUGAGCCUAUGCUGAUGAAGGAACACUAGGACAACACUGAAUAAAUAAAAAAAAAAAAAAAAGAGAAAAGAAAAAAGAAGUGAAAUAGAGUUUUUACACCAAAUUCAAUACUGAAGACCAUAAAAGUAAUUGUGAUUGUGAGGACAAGCAUACCUAGUGGACUAUUUCCAAAGAUUUACAAUUGAUCAUUAUUUGCUAUACUGCCAAUAUAUAAUAAGCAUUUUUUGAAUAAUUAUAUAUAAUUUUUGU
Molecule: messenger RNA, 900 nt
Organism: Saccostrea echinata
Lineage: Eukaryota; Metazoa; Mollusca; Bivalvia; Ostreida; Ostreidae
Exons: 6
Coding region: 207-680 (157 amino acids)
Source: RefSeq, a predicted model, not a curated record